UUUUAUCUACAUACAUACAUAAAUUCUGUGAUAUAAAAUUAAAACAACAUUAUAGCCUAUUCUUGUGCUCUAACACAAUACUCUUAGUUUGUUUGAAAAUGUUGGAUUGUUGCGGAAAUCAUUUGACAACGUACAAGUUUGACUACAGAACCAGGAAGUCAAAUAAUUUUGCUAAUAGAGCCCCGAAAAUUGAGCAAGCUGAUGAACCGCUUAUAAGCAAUUACUAUUGGUUUCCCUUACAGACAAAUGGCAUCCAAGCGAAAAGCAAAGUAUGGCCUAAAACUACGGUUGGCAUGGAAGAAUAUAAAGAUUUUGUAAAACGUUUGGAGAACUGCAAAAAAGAAUUGUUUAAAAUGUUCUUUAGAUGUCCCGACGUUGACACUAAAUUGAUUGAAAAAAUGUUAAGAGAUUUAGAAAAAAGUACCUAUAUGGUUACCUAUUCACCAAAUUAUUUUUAUUCCAAGAAGGAGUCUCAACGUUUUUUAAGAACAGCACACGAAAAGAGUAACUUGAAAUAUUACGAAACCACAUAUGGUACUUACUACAAUCGCGUAAAAGAACUAGAACGGUUCAAAGAUGUUCUGUAUGGUAUGAUGCCAAAACACGAGAGAGAUAAAUUUCAUGACGAAAUAAAUAAAUUGUAUAUAACGGGAGUAACUACUUAUCAAGUUAGCUACAAUAUUCCUGCAAUUGAACAAUCAAAAAAGAAACAAACCAGGGACGCGCCAAUUGAUAGAUAUACUUUACGUCGAGUAUAAUAGAUGUGUAUAUAUAAAAUUCCUGUAUGUUGGUA
Molecule: messenger RNA, 793 nt
Organism: Bactrocera tryoni
Lineage: Eukaryota; Metazoa; Arthropoda; Insecta; Diptera; Tephritidae
Exons: 1
Coding region: 99-758 (219 amino acids)
Source: RefSeq, a predicted model, not a curated record